AUGGCUGGAGGUGUAUCACCUAACCUGAAGCACCAUACCGGGUACACAGAAACAUACAGACAAUCGAGAUGGCUGCCGCAGCCCCGAUUCCCAUGGCCAGACUAUUUGGACUCCGGCGAGGCUACUAAUGGAAACAAAGCGAACGGAAUCACUAGCCUGCGAUUAGUUCUCAAUGCCACUGGGGAUACCUCGUUGUACACGCCGGGGCCAACCAACACCCUUCGAGCAUGGGAACUCAUCAAUCUCACCCGGGUUCGGAAUCUUGAAAUUGGUUAUGGUGGCAGUUCCGUGGUGAUACAGAAACUCACUAUCAUGGCCCGCGAAGGCGCCUUCCAAAGCCUUGCUUCAUUCUCCUACGGUCCAUUUCCCAAGAUGGACGGAACGGACCUCGAUUUGACGUUGAGCCUAUUUCUUGAAGGAAUCCCUGCUCUCAAAAGGCUCAGUCUUUCUGGGCCAGUACACAGUAAUGGUCGCACCUUUACUACCAUUCUAUAUCACCAUGGUUCUGCGCUCCAGAAUCUUCGAUUAGACUGCGGGCGCCACCAGCCCGGUCUUUCAAGCGCUGAAUGGAUUCGCAAGCUUGGUCUGUUGUCAGAGCACUGCCCCAAUAUUCAGAUACUUAGCCUUGGCAUAGCAAGGAAUCAAGGCGACUCAUCCGAGGUUGCUGUAUACCGAGCACUGAGCUGGCUGCGACGACUGAAGCAUCUUAGACUCUUCUUAGACUUUUCCGAAUUCCAUCCACGACGCCUAGAAGCCUCAAGAGACGGCGGUGGAGUUGAUGAUGACGAAGUGAGCCUUGUCAGAAGCCCGUUUGUUGAUCUAGCUACAACUCGCGCAUGUCUCAUCAACAGUGCCAUUGACUCGCGACUGGCAUUAUCCAUUUUCAAUAUCGUGGGCGACAGAACCUCAAAUCUUCAAUCGCUGCAUCUAUCCGUCCGUGGAGACUGGAUCUGGACCGAGCGGUGUGAAAGCAAUGGAUCGGGCGAUAUAUCCAUCGUGACAUUUGCGACGACUCGAGCAGGACCUACGUUUCAGCAAGACCAGGACAUGAAAGUGUUGUUGAAAUACGUCGCCAAUCCAUGGAUUGUCACAAGGGGCUACCAGAGUUCUGCUAUCGCAAAGCAGGACAGGUUUCUGAAUGAAGACAGGGCUCUCGAGCUAUCCAGAGGCGCAGCAAGACUGCGUGCGGACUUUUCGGGACGGGAGGACCUGAAAAGAAUUUGGACGAGCGUCUGGCCGUCGAAACCGGAAGAGCCUGGGGAUUAUCGCAAGGCAUGGUGGAGCUACCCCCUCGCUGGAGUUGAUGAAACAGCAUGCCAUGGAUAG
Molecule: messenger RNA, 1326 nt
Organism: Penicillium chermesinum
Lineage: Eukaryota; Fungi; Ascomycota; Eurotiomycetes; Eurotiales; Aspergillaceae
Exons: 1
Coding region: 1-1326 (441 amino acids)
Source: RefSeq, a predicted model, not a curated record